AUGGCGACGCUCUACGACGACGUCAGCGGGUCGCGCUACCUCUCAUCAUCCAUCUCGUCGCUCUCGACGUCACGGCAACAGUCGUCGCAGAUGGCCAAAGCCUACCGACAGGCUGCCCAGCUGUUCCUGACGCGACGCCUCCCCGAGGCGCUGUCGACCAUCGAGCCCAUCAUCAGCCCGCCGCCAAUCGACGCGGCCGACGUCGUGGGCCACGCGCCCGUCGCGACGGCGUCGCGCGGCACCCGGGUCAAGGUGUGGAGCUUCUACCUCACCUUCCUCAACGCCGUGGUCGAGCUGGGCGCCGAAGAGGGCAAGCACGCCUUUGGCAGCACGCGAUGGAAGCACUUGGUCUCGCAGUGUCGCGACGGCAGCAUCUGGGACCACGUGGUCCGCGACGGCUAUGCGGGUGUCGAGGGCGACGUCGACGCCGACGUGGUCGUCAACCUCGCCACCCUCCUCCUUACCCAUGCGCCCUCGCAGCGGCUCAACCAGCAGAAGCUCGAGACGUACCUGUCCGCCACGGCCAACCCGGCCCCCGACGCCUCCGCACACCUGUCUGACACCCCGCGCGACCUGGAAAAGCGCAUCAAACUCCUCGAGCUCUACACCCUGCACGUCCUGCCACGCAACGACGAAUGGGACUAUGCCCGCGACUUCAUCGACAUGUCCGAGGUGCUGGACCAAGAGCGCAAGGAAGCCUUCCUGCUCGCACUGCACUCUCUCAAGGAAGAAAAGGAAGACACGCAAGCCCGCGAAGAGAAGCUGCGCCAGCAACAACAGGAGCAAAUGGACCAGCGCCGCAGAGAAACCGAGGCCCAGCGCCUCGACCAGGCGCGCGCACAAGACGAACGCCGCAUACGCGAGGAACAAAACAGACGCCAACCCCGCGCCUCAGACGAGCCACAACCCACGCCAUCGCAGUCUUCCCGCACCUCCCGAACGCCCGCCAAGAAACCAGCCACGCCGCCGCCCGGCCUCUACAACCGCGCGUCUACCAUGUUCGCAAACAUGCACACCCUGAUUUCCGAUACGGCCCAUCACAUGACUUCCAAUCCCAUGGCUUUCUUCCGUACCUUACUUUUCUUCUUGGCGUUUGGCUUGGCGUUUGGCAGGCGCCCUCUUAGAGAGAGGAUACUACGCAUCAUACGGAGUGCGUGGGACAAGGUGAGACGUACCGUAGGAAUGGGCGUCAAGGUUUCCUACAUCUAA
Messenger RNA from Alternaria metachromatica, 1209 nucleotides. RefSeq lists its product as uncharacterized. NCBI's taxonomy places the organism in Eukaryota, Fungi, Ascomycota, Dothideomycetes, Pleosporales, Pleosporaceae. The coding region runs from base 1 to 1209 and encodes 402 amino acids. The record is from RefSeq and is a predicted model, not a curated record. The transcript has a single exon.